This is a messenger RNA of Hypanus sabinus (Atlantic stingray), 4440 nucleotides long. Its product is annotated as myosin-16. The coding region runs from base 506 to 3688 and encodes 1060 amino acids. Gene Ontology annotation, cellular component: myosin complex. The transcript is spliced from 22 exons. Lineage: Eukaryota; Metazoa; Chordata; Chondrichthyes; Myliobatiformes; Dasyatidae. The record is from RefSeq and is a predicted model, not a curated record.
CCAUUCUAAAUGGCACAGCCUGAAGGGGUCUGAGGUGGCCAGCAUUCUGCAUGAAUAGAGCACCUGCAAUGAGCUGACAGCGAGUGCUACAAAACCUGGGAAGCCGUGCCCAGCUCGGGAGCUGUCGGGACAGAGCAGAUAACUGCGGCUUUCUUGGAGGCCAUUCUUAAUUAGCGAGGCACUGAAUCAGCUUGCUGUGGCAAGUGAAAGUGUCAAAUAGCAGAACAGUUGUUAGACUUCCAAGGCACGUGGGCCGCCAGAGAGGGAUCAAAGGUAUCUGCAAGGGGAAAAAAAAGUUCAACAAAGAAGCAAGAAGCGAGGGUAGAGACAUUAGGUGAAGCUGCGGAAGAAACUAGCCACCUUUUUUUUUAUCCUGCGAGGCUUUUAAUUCGGAGUCUCCACUCUCAGUGAACCAAUUUGAGCUUUUGCCCUGCUGUUUUGAUGCUCAUCAGCCGACACUGACAGGUGUGCAUUUUGAAGUGGGAGUCUUGCAGUCAAUUGAGAAAUGUCAGGAAUUCCGAGCUUGCGGAGAUCAUGGUCCCUCUCUGAUGAACCAGAGGCAGCGGAUAGAAUGGAGUUGGAACCCGAACCAGAGGAUCUGGACUGGGAUAACUACAGCGUGACUCUGGAGGAGAAAACAACUGUUAAUUCAGAACAGAAACUGCGGUCACUUACUGAUGAAUUAAUCCAGAGAGAUGAAACAAUAACCAACCUUCGAAAGGAUAAGCAGAAACUGGAGAAAUUGAUCCAGAACAGAUUGGAAGACUUGCAAGUUGGGGAAGAUAAAGAAAGCUGUCUGACUAAGGCCAACAGCAAACUGAGUGCACAGAGAGGGGAGUCUGAAUACAACUUAGAGGAGGUGAAGCAAUUGCGGACAGAUUUCGAAAGAGGGAAGCGGAAGCUUGAAGGAGACCUGAAGAUGACCAUCGACAGCCUAAAUGAAAUGGAAAAACUGAAAGUUGACCUGGAAGAAGUCAUUAAGAAGAAAGAGCUGGAGAUAAGUUCAGUGAACACUAAACUGGAAGAUGAACAAUCUUUAACUGCUACUCUUCAGAGGAAGAUUAAGGAAUAUCAGGCCCGGGUUGAGGAACUGGAGGAGGAGUUGGAUGCAGAGCGAGCUAUGAGAGCCAAGGUUGAGAAACAGCGAGCUGAUCUUACCAGGGAACUAGAAGACCUUACUGAUAGAUUGGAAGAAGCUGGUGGAGUAACUGCGUCCCAGAUGGAGAUGAACAAGAAGCGUGAGUCAGAACUGCUGCGACUGAGGCGAGAGUUGGAGGAGGCCACACUGCAGUCAGAGACUACAGCCGCAGCUCUUCGCAAGAAGCACGGGGACACUGUGGUGGAAAUAACUGAGCAGUACGAGAACCUGCAGAGGCUGCGUGUGAAAACAGAGAAAGAAAAGCAAAGUAUGAAGCUGGAACUGGACAACAUGAGCCUUACUAUUGAUGGCCUUCAAAAAAGCAAGGUGGCUAGUGAUGCACAGAUUCGAAAGCUCGAAGAUUUAUUGUCGGAAGCCACUUCCCGAAAUGAGGAUUUGCAGCGUUCUCUCACUGAGCAGAGCCUUGGCAAAACACGGCUGACAGCUGAAAAUAAUGAUUUGACUCGCCAGCUAGAAGAGGCGGAGAACAAAAUAGGUCAACUGAACAGAUCAAGGGUCAUCCUGACAUCACAAGUUGAAGACUUGAAAAAGCAGAUUGACGAAGAAUCAAAGUUGAAGAGCACGAUGGCCACAAGCCUCUCAAGUGUCAAGCAGGACAACGAGCUGCUGAAGGAGCAAGUUGAGGAGGAGCAGGAGAGUAAAUCUGAACUGCAGAGGCUCAUUUCCAAACUAAACAGUGAGGUCACCCACUGGCGGACACGCUAUGAAACUGAUGCCAUUCAGAGAACUGAUGAGCUUGAGGAGUCCAAGAAGAAGCUGACGUGUCGAUUACAGGAGGCUGAAGAGGCCGCAGAAGCAGCCCAGGCCAAGUGCUCCAGCUUGGAGAAAACCAAACAGCGGCUGCAUAUCGAGGUGGAGGAGCUGAGCAUUGACCUGGAGAAGGCGAAUGCAGCAGGUGCAACCCUUGACAAGAAGCAACGAAUGAUUGACAAGCAGAUUUCAGACUGGCGUCAGAAGUGCGAGGAGAUUCAGACGGAGCUGGAGUCCUCGCAGAAAGAGUGUCGGCAAUACGCCACCGAGCUCUUCAAACUGAAGACUUCCUAUGAAGAGCUGAUCGAACAGCUGGACUCAAUUAAGCGGGAGAACAAAACACUCCAAGAAGAGAUUACCGACCUGACAGAUCAGCUGGGUGAGGGAGGCAAGAGUGUCCAUGAGCUGCAGAAGUCCAAGAAGAAACUCGAGAUGGAAAAGGAGGAGCUGCAGGCAACUCUCGAGGAGUCAGAGGCAGCACUAGAGGCUGAAGAGAACAAGGUGGUGCGACUGCAGCUCGAGCUGACGCAAGUUAAGGCGGAGGUGGAUCGGAGGAUCCAGGAGAAGGAAGAGGAAUUUGAGGCCACUAGGAAAAACCAUCAGCGGAGUCUAGAUUCACUGCAGGCCAGUCUUGACGCAGAGGUGAAAGGUCGGGCCGAGGCUCUGAGGGUGAGGAAGAAGCUCGAGAAUGAUCUGAAUGAGCUGGAGGUUCAGCUGGACCAAGGCAACAAGAACAACAGCGAACUACUGAAGCUGCUAAAGAAACUGCAGCAACAAGUGAAGGACACGCAGAGCCAGAUGGAGGAGGAUGCCCGGCGGCACGAAGAGCUGCAAGAGCAGCUCGCGCUGGCAGAGCGACGUUCUGGCGCGCUCUCGGCAGAGCUGGAGGAGACCCGCAGCACCCUGGACCUGAGCGAGCGCAGCCGCAGGCUCCUGGAGCAGGAGCUGAUGGAGAUAACCGAAAAACACAAUGAAGUCAACAUGCAGUUCCAAGGAAUCGCUGUCAUCAAACGCAAGCUGGAAGUGGAGUUCCAGCAGCUGGUGACUGAGCACGAGGAGCUGACCAGCGAGUUCAGAGGCUCGGACGAGAAGGCGAAGAAGGCCGUUUGUGAGGUGGACAGGCUGUCCGAGGAGCUACACCGCGAGCAGGACCACUCCCUGCAUCUGGAACGGCUGAGGAAGGGCCUGGAGACGCAGGUCAGGGACCUGAACGGCAAACUCGAGGAGGCUGAACAGCUGGCACUGAAGGGAGGGAAGAAGAUCAUCCAGAAACUGGAAGCACGGGUGAAAGAGCUGGAAGUGGAGUUGGAUGCAGAGCAGAAGCGCCACGCAGAGACCGUGAAGACCCUGCGCAAGAACGAGCGGCGGCUGAAGGAGUUGGUGUUCCAGGCCGAGGAGGACCAGAAGAACCAGCACCGCAUGCAGGAGCUGGUUGAGAGGCUUCAGAGCAAGUUAAAGGCCUACAAGAGGCAGGUGGAGGAGGCGGAAGAACAGGCCAACAUGAAUCUGGCAAAGUACAGGAAGACGGUCCACGAGUUGGAUGAUGCCGAGGAGCGGGCUGACAUCGCAGAGGCAGCACUCACCAAGAUCCGCACCAAGAACAGGGCCAGUUUUGGCAAAGGCUACUCCUCGGGUUACAACUCUCCAUUCGCCACCCUUGUCAGGUCUCCUAGCUCAGCUGGGUCGGAAGGAAGAGGAGAGAAGAUGCUGAAUGAUGAUGAUUCUACCUCUCUCAUUCCUACUUACCUGAAUUCCCUUAAGAAGCUGAUUAUUGAAUAAUUCCCAAAAGACGGCCCCUCUCGUGCACUCACUAGAGUGGAUGGGAAAGACAUUUACCACUGGAGCGACAUGCAACACAAAUGGUACAGGCAUCUCAACGUCUCAGCUGUGUGUAGGAGCUGACAGUAUCAGACUGGGGGUAGGAGCAUCAAAUUAAUACUCAACAAAGAGCAUUUCAACAGGAUCUUAAAAACACCUCUCAUAAGUACUUGCACGCAUGUGUGGUAUUCAGUGAUUGUAAACAGUGUCUCACAGAUGCAGUGAAAGCCACAGUGCUCCUUACCAAUGAUAACUGAGAUGGUCUUCUAACAGGGAGUAUAUAAUGAGACAAUAAAACUCUUAAACCCAGUCACUUAUCCCAGAAUCCGAAUGCACAUUGGUGUAUUCUACUUCUGUACCUCAGUGUCAUCUUUUGCUUGCCAGGUAGUCAGAAAAGUACCUCCUUCCUGUAGCCUUAAAACUCAGUACAACAGCGAUCCAAUUCAGAUGUUAAAGCCACACUGGAAACAUGAAAAUUUAAGAGACCCAUUUUUGUAUCACUGAGAAAUUGCAUUAUAUUUAUAUUUUAUAUAUUAUAUAUAUUAUAUAUAUAUUAUGGACAACUUAGUUGAUUUUAUAAUACAGCUUAUAACUCCAUGUUUGAAGAUGAAAAAAUCUAGAUAAUCAUUUAAUCAUCUAUAACCUUAGUGUAAUCCAUGGUAACUGUUAAUAUUAUUGUGCAUUUUACAUUGUAAUAAACUACUGUAAUCUUA